This is a messenger RNA of Podarcis lilfordi (Lilford's wall lizard), 35393 nucleotides long. NCBI's taxonomy places the organism in Eukaryota, Metazoa, Chordata, Lepidosauria, Squamata, Lacertidae. The record is from the annotation of a GenBank genome assembly.
AUGGGGGUCCUCCUCCUCCGCCGGCCCCCCCUGAUCCUGCGGACGGCUGCCCACCUGCUCCUGCUGCUGCUGCUGGACUGCGCAGGUCAGUACCUCGGGGGUCAAACUGCGGGGUGAGGACCUUUGCCAGGGCCGAGGCGGGGUGGGAGUUCCCAGGCCGGACUGGAUCCGGAGUCCGGAUCCCUUCGUAAAUAUCCUUCCCCGCCCCCUGGGGAUUUUGUGCGCUUUGUAUGCCGCCUGGGGCAGAGACCGCAGCCUUACUCGGCUCGCAGGAUUGAUGGCGUGGGAAGCGGCUCGCCCCUCGCGCGUGCUGCUGCUUCCCGGAAUCCGGUGGAUACGUGAGAAUCAUAGCACGGAAGAAGAGAUGGAAGGGACCCUGAGGGUCAUCCAGUCCAACCCCCGUGACGGAGGGAUCCCCUGGCCCGCAAUUGCCAAAUACUCUGCUGGUCGAUCGUUUCUUUUCUCUGGCGCGUUCGUCACCCGCUUGUGCCGCUUCCCCCCCUCAAAUUCCGCUUGCGCUGCCUGGCCCCAAAAAGUAGAUUUUGAAAGUUUAGAAAAGCUUUUGCUUAUACAGUAUUAUUAUUAUUUACUGAAUUGUUUACUGAAUUUCUAUACUGCCCUCUACCCGAUGAUUACGGGGCAGUUUAAAAUAUAUAAACAUAACAAGAGAAAACAAAAUAGCAAACAAAACUAUUACACACACACACACACACACACACACACACACACGGCCAUAGUUUAAUCGGUCUAAGGCCUAGUUGAAGAGUACCUUCCCCCCCUGGUGUCUCCCCAGGAGAGCAUUCCACAAGUGGGGAGUCACCACAGAAAAGGGAAUUAUUAUUAUUAUUAUUAUUAUUAUUCUGCCACUCAGCCAGAGUUGCACCAGCCACUGUGGGCAGCUUCCAGCAAAUGAUAAAGCCAUAGUAAGCUAGGGUUGCCAUAUUUCAAAAAAUGAACAUCUGUUGAGUUUUUUUGGGGGGUGGGGAGCAUUGACUGAAGUUGUUGAGCUUUUUUUGAACGAUUUUAAUAUUAAAUUAACCAAAAUCUACACUUCUGACAGGCUGUCAUACGUCCAGGAUAUUUCAGCAUUUUCCGCCUGGAUGCUGAAUACCGGCUAUAUUUGGGAAAUUCUGGACAUAUGGCAACCCUGGUAAAACAUUACACAUUACAGGGCUGCCUUCAAAUGUCUUCUAAACGUUAUAUAGUUACUCAUCUCCUUGACAUCUGAUGGGAGGGUGUUCCACAGGGAGGGCAUAGCUGUCAACGUUUCCCUUUUUUUAAGGGAAAUUCCCUUAUUCCGAAUAGGAUUCCUUGCAAGAAAAGGGAAAAAUUGUCAGCUUUGCAGGGAGGGUGCCACCACCGAAAAGGCCUGGUUCCCUGUAACCUCACAGUGAGGUUACAGUGAGGGAACCACCAGAAGGCCCUCGGAGCUGGACCUCAGUGUCCGGGCUGAACGAUGGAAGUGGAGAUGCUACUUCAGGUAUGCUGGACCAAGGCCGUUUAGGGCUUUAAAGGUCAGCACCAACACUUUGAAUUGUGCUCGGAAACGUACCGGGAGCCAAUGUAGGUCUUUCAAGGCCAGUGUUAUGUGGUCCCGGCGGCCGCUCCCAUUCAACAGUCUAGCUGCUGCACCUUCAGCAUGUAGAUAUGUAGACAGCAGCACCUUCAGGGCAUGUAGGUAUCCCUUGCUGAUUCCAGUAUCCAUCCGGUCAAGACCAGAUAGUCCUUAAGCUUUUAAUGUUUGAUGGAUUACUGUAUUUGAAUAUUUUGUUGGAAGCCGCCCAGAGUGGCUGGGGAAGCCCAGCCAGAUGGGUGGGGUAUAAAUAAUAAAGUAUUAUUAUUAUUAUUAUUAACAACGACUAAACCUGCCUCCUCGGUAAUGACGUGAUCUGGUCUCCUCCCUCCCAUGAUCACUGAGAUUGGUUGUCGCAGUCCAUCCCCCCCUGUGGAACCUGCCCCAGCCAUUUAGUUGGCUGGGAUCCACUCCCAAGCAGCCCUGAACCCCCACCGUUCUACCUGGACACGGAGGUUCAGCUCUGAGGGCCUUCUGGGGUUCCCUCACUGCGAGAAGCCAAGUUACAGGGAACAAGGCAGAGGGUCUUCUCGGUGGUGGCACCCGCCCUGUGGGAUGCCCUCCCACCAGAUGUCAAAGAGAAGAACAACUACCAGACUUUUAGAAGACAUCUGAAGGCAGCCCUGUUCAGGGAAGCUUUUAAUGUUGGAUGGAUUACUGUAUUUUAAUAUUUUGUUGGAAGCCACCCAGAGUGGCUGGGGAAGCCCAGCCAGAUGGGCGGGGUAUAAAUAAUAAAUUAUUAUUAUUAUUAUUAGUCCCAUGAUGGGGCCUGAAUCCUGAUUGGAAGAGGUCCAAAUAGUCCGCAUCCUCCAGGCAUCCCUGGAGUGGGAAGAGAGAGAGGUUUUGAGGUUAGGUACGAUUCACCUGCCCUUUACAGCUUUGCAGAAGAAUAUUACCUACAGUGGUACCUCGGGUUAAGAACUUAAUUCGUUCUGGAGGUCCAUUCUUAACCUAAAACUGUUCUUAACCUGAGGUACCACUUUAGCUAAUGGGGCCUCCUGCUGCCGCCGUGCGAUUUCUGUUCUCAUCCUGAGGUAAAGUUCUUAACCCAAGGUACUAUUUCUGGGUUAGCAGAGUCUGUAACCUGAAGCAUCUGUAACUCAAGGUUGCCUUGACCACUGUACUUGUGUUUGAUCCUUAUUUUCAAGUGGUUGUGACUCCACCCCCCAAAAAAUGUCUUUUGCUUUUAUUGCAAAUAGUUUUGGCAAUUGUUUAAUGGAAAACUGGUAUAAAUAUUUUACUAUUAUUAUUAUUAUUAUUCAGCUUAUUUGUUGCUUGUUACACAUCAAAGUCUGUAAGUGACCCAGAAAACUUUAAAAAACCUAAAGGCAUAAAAUUGGUUAAUUCUCUGUUAAAGUCACUCAAUAUCUGCCAUGGGGAGCAGCCCCCUUACUGUCAGUUGCUUGGGAGAGAUGGGGAGGGGAGCAACUGGCCUUAGGUUCCUCCUCUUGGGGGACGGGGGACUGGCUUUGUGGCUUUUGGGGACCCACACGCAACUCCCAGAGGCAGCUUUCUUCUGAGCUCUUGUGAUUUGAACUGGGAGAAAGUUCUCCAGGAGGUUCAGGCAUCAGAAUUGGGUCUCACUUCAUCUUUCGUGAAAGGAAACUGAGCUGGAGGGAAAUAACAGAAAGGAAAUGUUUGUCUUGUGGGUUUCCGACUCCACCCACUCAAACCAUCCAGCCUCUGUAUUUCAACUCCUUAGAUGUUUUGAGAAGAGUCAUACAGUAGUACCUCGGGUUACAGACGCUUCAGGUUACAGACUCCGCUAACCCAGAAAUAGUACCUCAGGUUAAGAACUUUACCUCAGGAUGAGAACAGAAAUCGCAUAGCAGCAGUGGGAGGCCCCAUUAGCUAAAGUGGUGCUUCAGGUUAAGAACGGUUUCAGGUUGAAUGGACCUCCAGAACGAAAUAAGUUCUUAACCCGAGAUACCACUGUAUUUUGAUUGUGUAUUUCGUGAUUUUAUGUGAUUUUAUCCUGUGGGGUUGAAGUUGUCUACUGGGGCAGGGCGAUAUAUCGAUACAUCGUCCAAAACGGGUUUUUAAGCCUAUAUCAUGAUACCGAUUUCAUAAUUCUAGACCUGUCACGAAUCAUGGAGUGGGUGGGUGCUGUGCAAAAAUUGCAAUGCAGGGGAAACCAUGAAGGCAGCUGUUGCCUCUCCUUAGCUCCAUCCUUAUUUAAGACAUCACAAUAUAUUGGUAUAUCGUGACGUUUAGCGGGUGAUGUGUCGCAAUGUUGAAAACCAGAUGUCACCCAGUCCUAUUGUCUGCAGCUCAUCGUCGCAGUUCCCACAGGGGUGGGGAUGCGAGAAGCCUUUGCUAAGACCCCCUUGCCCCCGAAUCUCUCGCCAGGCCUUUGUCAGACAUUGCUGUGGGGCUCUGAUGAUCUCGUGGGGUGGGGUCUAGGCAGAGACCAGAGGUCCUAACUUGGUGCCCCCAAAUGUGAGGCCAUUGUUGGUAUAAAAUACAGUACUGAGAUAGUCUGAGUCUUCUAUCCUGUCCUUCAUCCCAGGUGAGAAUUGAGGGGUGUCAGUUUUUUCUUGGGGGUGUGGAGUGGCCGUGGGGCUGAUCGUGUAUUCUGUAGGGCCGUGCCACUUGAGAAUUUGCUGCAGCUCUCCACCACGGAGCCUUGUUCUCUUCCCGAAGGCACAAAGGGGGCACAUGUCCCUUCCAUGCUCAGUGUGCAUUCACGGCAAGGUGUGGAGAGGGAGGAGGAGAGCAGGAUGGUUGUGAACAAGGCAAAAGUUAAUCCAUCUUCCUUGAUGGGGAUGAUCUGUGUUGGCUCCUUGCGCCAUCUAAUGGCUAGUGUUGGUAUAGCCUAUGAGAAAGGGAGCUGCGCUGUCGAGUAAUUGAUAAUUAACGGUACAGUGGUACCUCGGCUUUCAAACUUAAUCCGUUGCAGAAGUCUGUUCUUAAACCAAAACUGUUCUUAAACCGAGGCGUGCUUUCCCUAAUGAGGCCUCCCGCCGCCGGUGCCCUUAGACCAUUCAGCUUCCAUUCGUAGACCGAGGUAAAGUUCUCCAACCAAGACACUAUUUCUGGUUUUGCGGAGUUUGUAAACCAAAUCGUUCUUAAACAGGACUGUUCUUAAAGCGAGGUGCCACUGUAUUUAUUCCACAGAAUACUGUAUUUAUUCCACUGUAUUUAUUCCACAGAAUCAUAGAGUGGGAAGGGACCCUGAGGGUCAUCAGCAAUCCAGGAAUAUUUUGCCCACCGUGGGGCUCGAACCCAUAACACUCUGGUUCAAAGCCCAUCUCAGCCGUGAACUCCCCAGGGGAAGGGAAUGAAUUAUAGGCGUUUGGGAGCACACCUUCCUGUCCUCCCCAGUUCUGUCCACGAUGAGGAGUGACGGGGGCAUUGCUGCAGGGUGUCAAGGAAAUAAACAACCAUCUGACUUUUAGAAGACAUCAGAAGGCAGUCCUGUAUAGAGAAGUUUUUAAUGUUUGAUGUUUUACUGUGGUUUUACAAGCCACCAAAAGUGGCUGGAGCAACCCAGUCAGAUGGGCAGCAUGUCAAUUUACUAUUGUUGUUGUUGUUCUUGCUGCCUCAGCCUCACCUGCUUCAUUUAUAGAGCUGCCCCAUAGCAGAAGGACUCUAGGAAGCCAUUGUGGUUAGAGAGUUGGGACGAGGACCUUGGAGAUCGGGGUUCAAAUCCCCACUCCACCAUGAAGCUCACUGGGUGACCUUGGAGUCAGUCACAGCCUCUUCACCUACCUCACAGGGUUGUGGUAGGGAUUAACUGAGGAGGGGGGUGAAAAAGGUGGGAUCUAAAUGCAGUGAAUAAGCUCCUCUGCUGAGCCGCUUAAGAAGUCUGGAGGGGCCAGCCAGAUGGAGAUGUCAGUCACCAGCUUAGCAUCCACAGAUCUCCAUGUGUGCUCACAGUUGGACCCGUGCCAGUUGCAAAACAUGCCUGGCGGAUUUCAAACACUGAUUGAUGGGUAUGUUGUGUCCUGGAAUUAAAAACAUGAGGCUUGGUGCAGAUUCAACUUCUGCCCUUUCCCCCUUUCUUCCCAAUCCCUUUGGGGCAGAAACUUGACAGUGCGGAGCCUUUUAGUCGGUUGCCCCUCAAAGGGAAACAGAGAUAGAUUGUGGGGUCUGGCCAGGUGUGUGUGUGUGUGUGUUGUUGUUUCCAGGUGUAUCUACAGAGCACCUUUGCCUGCCCCCUCUUUUUUAUUCCCUUUGAGGCAGCCUCUGGGAGCUGCAAAGAUUUAUCCCCCUUCCCCUCAUUAUGCCACAACACUCGAACUUUCUGUUCCCAUGGCUCCUGAUUCCCCCCAAAUUUUGUUUUUUUACACUCUAUCCCUCAAUUCUCUCCCAGUUUAUUUGCAAUUUUUCCAUGGAAAUGGAAUAUACCUCAAAUAGGGGAAUGGCAGUGGGGAAGCUAUGAAAUGUUUUGUUUUCAUUCUACAGAGCAUAGGUGCUGGGAAGGGGCAUUGCUACAAACCCACUGCCAUAUACACCUCAGAUCUUCCGUUUGGGGGCUGCUGGAUUGUCAGAGAGCCCUCAGCUGCAGGACCCCUAACGCUGCCCCCUUUUCUCUUCCUUUCCAGGCUCCACUUCUCACUCCCUGCGCUACUUCUACACAGCCGUGUCUGAGCCUGGCCAGGGGCUGCCCCAGUUCAUUUCUGUGGGGUACGUGGAUGACCAGCAAUUUGUUCAGUACGACAGUGACACCCAGGAGGCGCUGCCUCAGGUCCCCUGGAUGAGGAAGGUGGAAAAGGAGGAUCCUCUGUACUGGAAGAAGAUCACACAUCUCUUUCGGGACACUGAGAGAGUGCUGGGGUGGAACCUGGCAACCCUGCAGACUCGCUUCAACCAGAGCGGAGGUGAGUGGAAGGCAGGAGAGGCAGAGACCCCCAAUAUUCAUCUCUCUGAUGCUCAGGAGGCAAAGGGAGAUGCCUGCUGAUACGAAAGGGGCGAGGUGAUGGGCGGGAUGUUCUCCAACCUGGGCAGAAGUCCUUCCCUCUCCCCUUCCAAUCUGUACCUGCACUUUCUCAAAAAGAUAUAUUUUUACUCUGCAAAAAGGCACUUGGGAAUGAGCUGCAGGUCGGUUAUAUGAUAAUGGUCAUCAUCCUGAUUUGUGAAAUUGACCGAUUGGGCCAGUCACUGUGCAAACCCCUGGCGAAGAGAAAAGGAGAAUUGCUCUUUCCUUGAGAACCCAUGCUGAGGCAGGGAUCUUGUUUUUUGGAGGAACUGAGAAGGCGCUGUCCAGAGUGCUGGUCAAUGAGGCCCAGCUGCUUUCUGAUUACAGUUGUACCCUGGCAUCCGUUCCAGAAGUCCGUUUGACUUCCAAAACGUUCGGAAACCAAAGCCAAUUGGAAGCUGCAGAAGCCUCAUCGGACAUUCGGCUUCCAAAAUAAUGUUCGGAAACCAGAACACUCACUUCUGGGUUUUGAUCCUUUGGGAUCUGGAACAUUCUACUCCCAAGACAUUCGGGAGCUGAGGUACAACUGUACGGAGUUUACCAGGAAUUGCCAACAUGUGUUCAAGCAAGAUAAAACUUUGCUUCCCCUGAGGGGAAAAAAACAAAACCUCUAACAUUCUCAGGGUGCUAAAUUUUGUGUCAUAUUCUGGAAAACAAACACAAUUCUGGAACUGUUGUGUGAUGGUUCAAAGUGAAAAGCAAUGUAUAUUUGGCAUUUAGAAACUGCAACAAAGAUUUAACAUAGUGGGGGGCGAGGCGGGAAAGAUGGUGACUGCGAUACAGCAGCGGUGCGAAAGCAUCCUAUUGCUACCUACAUAAGCUUCGCUGUUGAAAGGAAAUUACUCAGUGUAAUAAUAGUAAUAGUAAUAAUAAUAAUAAUAUAUUUUAUUAUUUAAAGCCCACCCAUCUGGUUGGGUUUCCCCAGCCACUCCGGGCGGCUCCCAAAAGAAUAUUAAAAACACGAUAAAACAUCAAACAUUAAAAACUUCCCUAAACAAGUUUUUACUCUGCUAACUAUACGUCGGAAUCUGCUCUGGAUCAAUAUGAGUAGAAUUUGUGACAGGAUAAGAGGCAUGAGGGGACGCGGGUGGCGCUGUGGGUAAAACCUCAGUGCCUAGGGCUUGCCGAUCGUAUGGUCGGCGGUUCGAAUCCCCGCGGCGGGGUGAACUCCCGUCUUUCGGUCCCAGCUCCUGCCCACCUAGCAGUUCGAAAGCACCCUUAAGUGCAAGUAGAUAAAUAGGUACCGCUUUAUAGCAGGAAGGUAAACGGCGUUUCCGUGUGCUGUGCUGGUGCUGGCUCGCCAGAGCAGCUUCGUCACGCUGGCCACGUGACCCGGAAGUGUCUCCGGACAGCGUUGGCCCCCGGCCUCUUAAGCGAGAUGGGCGCACAACCCUAGAGUCGGACACGACUGGCCCGUACGGGCAGGGGUCCCUUUACCUUUACCUAAGAGGCAUGAAGCGGUCUGGUGGACAGCUUUGUUGGAAAAACUAACAUGGAAACUGUGGGUAGCAACAGGCCAAGAGGAAAACGAUAACUUCUACACAGUAUGGGGCGAUUUUAUUGGACACACAGGUAGUGAGGCCCAUGGGGGGGGGGUUGGGUUUGGGGGGGUAACACAGUAUGGAAUUCAUGAAGUAUACAUUUUAACCUUUCAAACUGUCGUGGACAUUAUGUACUCCUUCCCUUUAAUGAGAUUAGAGUACAUGAUGUGUUGUUUUAUGAUUUUUAAGGUUAUGAGAACGUUUGAAAUAUAUGCUGUGACAAAUAAACUAUUUUUAAAUGGGGGGAAAAGAAAAAUAAACUGCAAAAUAACCCCCGACCCCAAACAAACUCCAAGAUCGUAAUCCAACACAGGAGUAAGUAAAAGAAGACUCAUAUAUUUCAGUGAAAUCAGGACUGCAAUUCUAUACACGGAUAUACCUGGAGUAAGUCUCACUGGUGUGGUGUUUACUCAGUGGUGUUUACUUCUGGUUAGACACAAAUAUAAUUGCACUGUAAACUACUCAGUUUUGUGUUGGAUUAUGGUUAAAACCGAGUGGGGGGGGGAGAGAUAUAACAUCCAUUUCUUUCCAUUUCCCCCUCAUGGUUCACAUGCUGCCUCUGACUCUUCCCUGAACCUGAGGUUGUUUCCCUGAAACUGAGAGUGUUUAAAUAUAUAUAUAUAUCUCCUGUUCUGAACUUCUCUUUGCGUUCCUGGUCUGGUUCUGUCUCUUGCCUGGCAUCACAUGUCUCUAGGCGCCAAGCGAAAACAUCCCUAUUCUCCCAGGCCUUUGGCUAAUUCAACAAUCUAUGUUCUUUUAAACUGGAAGGGGCUGUGUGCUAUUAUUAUUAUUUAUUUGUUUGCCUCUAUGGUAUAUAUUUUGGUGGUGUUCUCUUGUAAACCAUCCUGUGGUCUUUGGAUGAAGGCCGGUAUAGAACUUGAAUAAAGGAAUAAUAAUCUCUCUCUUGUGCACACACAACUCUUGACAUCUCGGGUGUCUCCUUCCACCCCCACCCCCAGGUUUUCCCUCCCUGCAGGAGAUGCUUGGUUGUGAGCUGAGGUCAGACGGGCGCAAAGAAGGAUAUUGGCAGUUUGGCUACAACGGGAGGGACUUCAUCGCCUUUGACAAGGAGACCCUCACCUGGACAGCAGCUGAUACAGGGGCCAAAGUGACCAAGAGGAAGUGGGAUCCUAUCGUGGAGCAGAACAAGUACCGGAGGGCCUACCUGGAGGAGACUUGCAUUGAGUGGCUGCAGAGAUACCUGGAGUACGGGAAGGAGACUCUGCUGAGGACAGGUGAGGGGGGCAGUGGGGAGGGGAGGGGGGCUCAGUGGGGCAGUUUCCCUACAAAUUCCCCUCCCCCCCUUAACAGUCUUCCUUUCUGGACCAAACAGCAAACACUCUUCUUGGUGGUGAUGGGAGAAGAAAGGGGGUCACUUCAGAGUAUGAGGGGGGGAGAUGCUUAAAAACAGCCCCACAUGCCCCUUUGGCUAGAAUAAGGGAUGGCAAAAGACAAAUGGGGGGAGGAGACACAGAAGCAGCAGGGAAGUGGUCAGUAAAGCAAAAUGCAUUUUAAAUUAAAUUUAAAAAGAAAAUUGAAAUGGACAGAUUUGAGGGGAGAUACAGAAAACCUCUUGCCUUUAAAGUCUUUAAAAGUAGAUAAAUUAACAUUUUUUAAAAAAAUAGAAAAUGUGUGGGGAGUCCAUAAAAUAUGUCUUAGAGGGCAGGAUGCAGCCCCCUCACUAAGACUGUAGGUUAGCAGAAAACCUGCACAUGGUGAGAGAGUAUGGGAAUUCCCACUUCUUAUAUUUUUUAUUUGUGAGGAAUUUCCUUUUUCCCAUGGAGAACAUUCAGAAGUGUCAUCUUCCCCAACCCCAUGCCUUGAAAUGGUACAGUCCACUCUUCUGCCUUCAGGAAUCUGUCACGGGGCCAAUCACAUGAUCCAGUGUUUUGACUGGGAUGGACCAUUGCACAAUGGGGGGGGGGGGCUGGGAAUCCAGCCCAUGGGAGAAUCCUGCCCUAUAUUGAGAGCGAAAUCCGUCAUGCUAUGUAGGAAGCAGUGCCUGACCAAGGACCUCCCUCUGUGUCCUCCAGGACUGGGAGGUUAAGGUCCAGCGGAGGCUGAGGGCACCUAGACCAGGUGGGGCUCCUGGGAGGUCACAUGACCAACCCCCAGGUCCCCAUCUCCUUCCUUGAAAAGGAAACAUUGGACACUUGAGCAGAACAGUUGUCCAAGUCCAUAGCACCUUCAGAAGGUGUCCCUGCUUACUCCCAUGUAAGCGGACACAGGAUGGCAUCCUACAACAGAUUUAGAAAUUCCGAGUGUAUCUAUAUCAUUUUGCUUGGUCUAUGUUCCAGACCGAGGAGUUUAGUUGGUAUCCCUGAAGUUGCCUCUCGCCAUGAUGGAUCUGCUGCAGAUGGGGAGGGAAAGUCAGACCAGCCAAGAGAAGCAUGAGGGGUCCUGUCUCUCUCUUACUAAGUUUUGUUAAAAUGAAAAUUAAUUAAAAAUGAAAUAAUUCUAGCACCCUCCCUUUUUGAGGCCUGACACAUGCGUAUUAGCCGUGCUUAGAGAGAUCUGAGCAAAUUCAUCUAUGGGGGCCUGGUGAUAAUUCACCCCAGAGACACUGAGCAUAUUUGUUGAGGUUGAGGAUUUCACCCCAAAAGCCACAUUGAAGCGUUUUCAAGGGUGACAACGUGCAAAGGAGGCUGGGACUCAUCCUCUUUAGGAUGGAUGUUCUCUUGAGGACAGGUGAGGGGUUGGAUGGGGUGGGAGGUCUUGUUUCGGGUUUCUGUGGGGAAAGGGCUUGAACUUCCUUCCUUCCUGCUCCCCCCAGCAGAGUCACAUCCCCUCCUAGACCGAGUUUCCAGUCCAGGCACUGCAAAGCGGGUGGGAUCCUGGAACAGCCCCUUCAGACAACAGCUACCCAGGGAGCCAGUUUUUAAACAAGGGUUACAUUCUGCAAAUCGUGCCUAAAGCCAAAAUUGUGUAUAUUGGAUUCAAGGGCGAUUGGGUUGCCAAAGUCCUUCUUCCCCAGACACCCACCUCCUCUUUUGGGUUUUUAGAAUAUUUUUGGCAAGUGCGUAAAGCUGUAUGUGCACAAGUUAAAUGUGCGCAAGUUGCUGGCUUACUGGGCCUCCUGGUCUGCCCUUUCCACUCCAGGGGAGGCUGCCGUGGAGAAGGGAGAUGGGCCCUUUCCAACCUCAAGGGACCCUUUCAGGGCAGGAGGGAGAACUAGAAAGGAGCUCUGUCUUUCCCAGGGCUGUUGGCUUUGUUCACUAACUAUUGGGCUGAAAAGUCCCAGAGAACAGAGAGCAGCGAGUCCAGCAUUUCUUCCCCCUCAAGGGGGGAACCAGGAUCAGCUCCCUGGGACAAUAUUGGAACCACAAGUAGUGUUAGAGCUUUUCAAGAUAAUAAAUUAAUUUGUGCCUAGUCCUACCUCCCAAAGGAGUCUGCUUUGGCAAACAAAGGAUAAAACAUCUGAAAACAGUUCCACAGUAGACACUGACUGGGGAAGAUGCCAAGGCAGGUUGAGGAAUCCCAUUUAUUCACAGUUAUUUUUAAUUUAUGCAGAUGUGAGUUUCUGACUAGGUUGCCACUUGGGUCCCUGCUCCUCUGCUCUUAAAAAAUACAGGAUUCCUCCAGGCUCCCGUUGUGGAUGUCUCUCUGUUAACCCCAAUGCGGCCCUUUUGCAGAGGCUCCGGUGGUGAAGGUGACCAGGAAGGCAGACUAUGACGGCCUGGAGACCCUCGUUUGCCAAGUCCACGGCUUCUACCCCAAGGAGAUUGAGGCCAACUGGGUGAAGGACGGGGAGGUCUGGCAGGAGGGCACCCUCCGAGGAUUGGUCGCCCCCAACUCGGACGGGACCUACUAUCUCUUGCUCAGUGUCCAGAUCGACCCCGAGGAGAGGGAGCGCUUCCGGUGCCGCGUGGAGCAUGACAGCCUGGAGAAGCCUCUGGACGUGGCCUGGGAGAAGGAGCCUGGUGAGAGACAGAGAGACAGACAGACAGACAGGAGGGGAAGGGGUGGGCUCUGGGAGGGGGAUUUCCACCCAGCUCCUCCCUUCAGCAGCAGCACAGCUCAGAUGGGGAACCCCAGUUGGAUCCUGUCUGUGUCUCUGGAGGGAAGCAGCUGAAUCGGAAUCUGUAGAUUUCGACAGAGAUGCAGCCUUUUCUGGCAAGUGUCUCAUAGGCCUUAAACUCAAAUUGGUUUUUGUAGGUAAAUACUAGCCGUCACCUUUUUGCCUUUAAGCCCAAGUAGUUGUGAUGUCACAGAAUGUGGGCAGAUAUUUUACUUCUUCAAAAUCAAAUGUGUCAGCAGAGUAUGUGGAAUAAAACUUUAUUAUGACACCCAUCUGUGGAAAGAGACCCCCCCUUUCCAAUUUCAUUUCUGUAGGUACUUGUGGUGACCUUGGGAGGAGAUGAGGGUUGUUUGGGAGGCAUUUUUGGUUAUCCUCCCUCUUGGGAUCUCCUUGCAUUUCACAAGCUCUGGUGUUAGGGUUGCCAUAUUUUGAUGAGCAGAAAAGAGGACACAUUUGGCAACUUCUACUUUUAACUUCGAAUUUGUAUGACGACUCUCAUUUUAAAUACCUCUGUUAUUUGUAGGCUAUAGAGGCUGUGAUAUAUUGCUAGUAGCAAUGUUCUUAACUUUCAAAAACAAAAUAACAAUAUUGUUAUUUAUUUAUUUAUUUAUUUAUUUGCUUUAAUUAAUUAUCCUCUAUUUAAAACCUGGGCAUUUUGCUUUAUUUUAAAAAUCUGUCUCGACAGAUAUUUUAAGUCUGAAAAAGGAGGGCAUGUUUAGGAAAAACUGGACAUAUGGCAACCCUACACAAGAUGCUUUUUCCUAAGGGUUUGUGCCUUCCCUGAAGGCCUGUAAUGCUGUGCUCUGGGGGGUCUCAGAGGGGAGGGAAUCCCUUCCUCUCAGGGUCAGGACAGAGAAGGCUGAAGCGCCUGAGCAGGAGGAGAUCUGCUUUUAAGUCUGGAGUCUGUGAUGAAACAGGUGUGCCUGUCUACUGUCUUCCUUAAAUGAAUUGAUUAUUUUGAAGACCUCUAAUGCUGGAUUCUGGUGGGGGGAAAACUCCCUUGUGUUGGGGCCACUACAGAGAGGACCUUGGCAUGUUAGGAGAGAGUUGAGGAAGAAAGAGUGCCAGGCUCAUAGCUCAGCACCUCCACUCAAAUCUCCUGCUUGAGGCCUUGGGGAGCUGCUGCCGCCAGUCUGAAUAAAAAUGUCUCUUGUCCCCUUUUAGUCAACCUGGGGCUCAUUGUGGGAGCCAUUGUGGGUGUCAUGGCUGCCAUCCUGCUGGUCUCUGGGACCAUCAUCUUCUUCAUCCGCAGUAAGUAAACCCUGGAUGCGUUUGCUGCCUCUCCUGUGUCCUUCUGUCUCGGCCUCCGACUGGGAAUGUCCUGGUGGAGCUUCCUGGCAAUUGUCGCUGGCAUCCCUACAGAGACCCCUCCCCAUAAAGCACCCUUUGAACCAAAAGUAAUGCUGGCCAUUGUUUGCGCUCACUCUGUGCUCAGGAAAUUCAAUUUCCACCUGAUGUUUUUAUUUUAUUAUGUAUUUUGUGCAAUCAUUUUGUAUUUUUAUGUUGUGAACCGUCUUCCCAUCUUCAGAUGAAGGGCGGUAUACACAUUUAAUCAAUAAAUGAACAAAUAUUGAUCUGGGAGGACGCUGUAUUGAACUGAAUAGGACGUUCCUCUGAGUAGACAUUCCUAGAAUUGCAAUGUUAAAGUUCAUUAUCUCUUCCUCCCCCACCCCCCCUUCUCUGGGCAAAUUUGAGGAUUAGGGGUCUGCUGGGAGUGAAAUAAUCUGAAAAGGAAUGAGCGAAGGGACUGGAUAAUGUUUCCUUCCAGCCUCUUGGAAUUUGUCCACUGCCUGGUUUCCCCAUGUUGAUUUUCUAAUUUAAUUUUCUCAAUUUUUUCUAUUUCUUUGUAACCUGAGUUCCAUGAAAAGCUCACCUUCCUUGGAGGUGUUUGGAAGAAACAGCAGGAACAUCUGCUGGGAAGGUUUCAGCAUUGGAGAGCCAAAUAGCCGAAAUGGAUUUGAGUGGCCUCUGGAGGUCCCUUCCAGCUCUGACCUUCUGCUUUUGUCUCUACAGGGAAACAAAGCAAGAAAUUAGCCUACAAAGCAGCCUCAAGUGAGUGACUCCUCCCUUCUCUCUGUCUAUUUCCCCCCAAUAUGGAGCAGGAACAGGUUACAAACAGACUAAACUAAACCUGGUGGUGGCCUGGUCCUUAAGCCCAAGACCCUGAUGGAAAGCUUAAGCCUGUCUGUGGACAGCAAGGGGUCCCUCAGGGCCAGAAAAAGGCUGCAGAGAGACUGUCGGCUGAGGGAGGGGCUCCAAGAAGGAGCAGGAGGAAGAGCCGAGGGUGCGGGAGAGAGGGAUCUCUGGUGGUUUAAUCUACUAGAACCUGAAGCUAAUGAAUUGGUUGGUUGGCUCAAGUCUGUGGAUGUCAGGAACUCACCCCUCCUCAUUUGGCACCACUGCUCCCCCCCCCGCUUCUGCCUUUCUGCCCUCUUCCUUCCCAAAUCACACCCACCCCCGCUCUAGUCCCCCGCUGCCUCCAUGCCAGGCUGUGCCCAUCUCUCUUUGCCCUCCAGCACCUGCUUCUCCCUCUAAUGCCGUCCUUGAGCCCCCUUGCCUCUGGGCUGCCUGUCCCUGAACUCGUCUUAGGCGCCCCCCCCAUUGAGACUGAUUUGGGAUGGGGGUUGGAAGGAGGGAGGAGAAGGGCUGGGGGAUGGGAUCUCCCUCCCCAGGAUCCUGACUCCUGUGUUUCCUCCCUUUUGCAGCAAGCAGCCAGGAGUCCGACAGCUCUGCCAGUGGUAAGUGGGGGUGCAGGUGGGGGCAAAGUGGAGCUCUGGCAGAAGACUCCAUGGGGAACAUCCUCAAAUGGGGAAAAGCUUCCCCUGUUACCCACCUUGGGGUUUCCAAGAGUGACAUCUAGAGGGUCCAUUGAGCUGAAAAAAGCUCUUGUGGCACAUUCUGUCUGUCCAUCUAAGCUCCACAGAGGAUCCCCUCUACCUGACAAAUGGGUUCUACACAGGAUCUGAAUGACAGAUAGUCACAUUUUGGGGUCUGGAAAAGGAUUUCUCCUUCCGGUAUUCCCCCAAAGAGUGCAGCUUGGCUCACUUGCUGGAGCUGCCCUCUGCAGGCAUUUGCUCUGCAGGCCCAUUUUGGUGGUACUCCUGGCAUAUCUCAGGUCUGAUUUGACAUGAUGAGGGAUGGUGGCUUCCCUUGGGAAGCUGGACUAGAUGGCCUUUGGGUUCCCACUAGCUCUGUAAUGCUGAUGCCCCCACACCAUGAUGUUGGCUUAACUUUGAAACACUCUUGUUGUUUAUUUUUCCACAGUUUUGCUCAGAGCUCCUGCUGUCCUUUAAUGCUGUUUAUGAUGCUCAUUAAUCCUGGCUCUCACUCAUCUAUUCUGACUCCAUCUGUAACUUGAAUUUGAGGAUAAUCAUGUUUUUCUGAUGGAUUUUGGCUAAUUUUGCUUUGUAGCUGAUUUUCAGAAAUGUGUUUGUAUUCAUCAGAAAUGUGCUGGAUAUACACAACUAAAAGCUUUAAAAAGGGGUGGGGAGAUUGAGCAGUGAUUUUGAUGGUUUCUCUUGGUUUUUUGUUGCUGUGGUUCCCUCCACAAGCCCUUCCCCAAUCUUGUGUCACUCACUUUCCAUCCAAAUUGAAGGAAAGGCAACAUCUGAGAACUGCUUUAGGUGUAUUAUGCAUGAAAUAGGCUAAAUUGUUACUGCCGACCUGCUUCUUGGGCCGCCCAGCCUUUGGCUAAGCGGAUGUAAUGUCAUGGAAUGUAUAAAAGCAGCCUAACUGCUCUGGCUGAGUGUUUUCAACCCACCUUCUGUGUGAGGAAGUGAAGAAACUGGCAGUGAGGGAUGGUUGGCAAGGAGGAGGGAUGCUUAGAUGCUCAGGUGUUGAAGCUGAAAGAGAGAAGGAACAGAGUGGCUGAAGAGAGAGGCGACUUUCCUACAGGAGAUGAGAGGGAUUCUUGCUUCAGAUUCUGCUGACAGCCAAGGAUGAAGCCAGCAAGGAGAAGACGCAGAUCAGGAGCUUCAUGGCCAGAGUUUGAUCUGAAAUAAGCAGCCCCUUCUUUUGGGCUGUAGGCCUCCAGUUCAUGAGACUUGUUGCCUGGUCCCCACAGCCUUCUAGGAAGGGUGACCCACUGGGAGUGGGGCCACAUGAACUCUUCCAAGUAAACUAGUUUUGUUGCCUUCAAUUUGCCUAAUUUUUAUCUCAUACAUUCUUGCUUUUCCACCUGUGGCCCUUGAGGAACAUACUCCGUCCAUCUGUGGUUCCCACCAUAUGAUUCCCUCCAUCUUCCUUCCCUUCUCAUAGGCCGGCAUUACUUAAGGAGACUCUCUCAUAGAAAUAAGAAUGCAAUAACUCUCUUAAACCUCCAGGGGCUGCAGGACUCUUCUUGCCUAACCCAAUGGAUUUGCUGCAGCUUAUUUUGAAGACACUGGAUGUACCGUAUUUUUCGCCCCAUAGGGCGCACCGGCCCAUAGGGCGCACCUAGUUUUUUUUGGGGGGGGGGAAAUAAAGAAAAAAAAAUUCUUUCCCCCCCAGGCGCGGGGUCUCCCCAGGCUUGCGGAUAUCUGCCCGAUAUCUGUUCAGCGCGCCCCAGGCUUCGGGAUGCAGGCAGCUCUCUGCAAGCCGUGGGAGCCCGGCGCGACUUCCCACCGGGCUCCUACGGCUUGCGGAGAGCUGCCCAAAGCCCGGGGCGCACUCCACUGCGCUCCCCAGGUUUUGGGCUGCAGGCUGCUGUCCGCAAGCCUUGGGAGCCCGGUGCGACUUCCCGCCGGGCUCCCUAGGCUUGUGGAUAGCUUUCUGAAGCCUGGAGAGCGAGAGGGGGCAGUGCGCACCGACCCCUCUCGCUCUCCAAGCUUCAGCGAAAGCCUGCAUUCGCCCCAUAGGACGCACACAGAUUUCCCCUUCAUUUUUGGAGGGGAAAAAGUGCAUCCUAUAGGGCGAAAAAUACGGUAAUUGUUAUUAUUUUUUCCAGAAGGUAGCCCUGUUUAAGGAAAUUUUUAAUGUUUGAAGUUUUACUCUGUUAUUAAUGGAAACCCAGCCAGAUGGGCAGAGUAUAAAUAAUAAAAUUAUAAUUUUUAAUAUCCAUUUUUAUGAAAUAAAUAAGUGUGCACCCCCUUCGUCUUUAGUGGUUCUUCUUAUCACAGGAGUUCCAGAGAUCAACAUCUCCUGAGAAUAUUCACAGACUCUGGCAGGGAGGUGCCAAUAAUUGGUCUUCUGUUGCAAAGUGAGUGAAGAACUAGAGUCCAAAGUGAGAUGGGGACAGAAUCUGUGGUUUUGCAGGGGUGGGAUUAAGUUACAUGAGGCCAAGCGUGUCUGAAGUCAGUGCCCGGGUGGGGGACCACCUGGAUGCUGCUUUUGGUUCCAGGUUGGAAGAAAGGAUGGUUGGGGCGAAUAUAAUAAAAGAAAUAUAUAGAUAUCUGAUCUGGGGCAGAGUGUGGUGGGAAAUGACCAAGGCAGGGUUCCCCCAAAAGUCCGCAAUCCCAGGAGGAAGUUCUCCCACUGAAAUGAAAAGAUGAUGCCCAAAAUAUUUAAUUUGUUUUACAUUUUUAUCCCACUCUUCCUCCCAAGGAGCUCAGGGCAUCAAACACCAAAAUGUUAAAACAAUACCAUUUAAAAUGAGCUAAUCUUUCUCCCACUGCCCUGGAUGUGAAUCUUCCCUCGCUGCUUCUUCCCUGGUGGGGAGUGGGAUGCCAUUUGGGGCCUGCCUCAUGUGUCAAAAUGUGUUGGGCUGGCCUUGGUGUGUGAGUUAUGCUACGUACAAUGGGACUUCACGGAAAACACAACUUAAGGCAAUAGUGGAGCACUGCAAAAUCAUUUGUGUGUGAACAUCUAGGAAACACAUGGAGAACUGCACUGAUGAUUGCAAAACACUCCUAAUUAUUAUUCCUGUACCAUUAUAAUUUUAUUGUAUAAUCUUAGAAGGUUGUAGACUGAGACGUAUGUUAACAUUUGAGCAGCUCCUCCAUUGGUGUGGGGGUCGGUGCCCACCUUGAAAACGCCUCCGUGGAGAGGGGAUCAAUUUUUUUAAAAAAAUCAUUUGCAUUUUCAUAAACAGGAACAGAGAGCAUAUUGAACCCCUCUCUCCUUCCCUCGUCCCACUUACAACUUCAUACCAAAUACAGCAUGUAUACAUAUACCAUAUGACUUUCCUUCCAGACUUUUCCUGGUUCCUUUGCUUUUCUACUACUCUGCGUAAUCCACAUCUUUUUAAUCAUCCAAUUUGUUAUCUAUUAAAAUACUCCCAUCCAUUUCAACUGCUGGAUUUAUACGAGCCCUGCUAAGCUAUGUCUUUCUCUAGACUGGUUCUUGAAAUAUUCACUAGGCAUUAUCCAUUCCUCCUUAUAUUCCUUAUAUCUGUUUUCUCUUAUCCUGUUCGUCAGACCAGCCAGUUCAGUAUUCAAACAUUUUACACUGCCAUUCUUCCUGAGUGGGUGCUAUUCUUGUUCUCCACCUUUGUGCCAAUAAGGUUCUAACUGCGGCAGAGGCGCAUAGUAAUAAACUUUUGUUUUUGGGGGACCUCUGUUGUUACCAUCCCCAAAAGGAAACUCUCAGGUGUUUCUUUUAAAAUUCAUUUUAUAUCGUUUCCCAAUAUCCCUUAAUUGUUUUACACGACCAACACAUGUGAAUAAAAGAUCCCUCAAUUUCAUUACACUUCCAAUAUAUUCCUUUUUCUUCUUUAGACAUUUCUUUCAUUCUGGUGGGUGUUAUAUACCAUCUGUGGGCCAUUUUCAUAUACAAUUUUUUAUUGCAUAACUUGCCGUAAAAUUCAUAAUUGUUUUCCACAACUUUCCCCAUAAUUCAUGAUCAAUAUUGUGACUCACAUCCUGUGCCCACUAAAUUUCACAAAUUCCUCUUUGUGAAAUUUCUUUGUGAAUUUCACAAAUUCUUCUUUCGUUUCCCACUCCAACAUCAGUUUGUACAUUUUUGAUAAUACUUUUAUAUUUGUAUCUAAUAGGUCUUUGGUAAACUGAGACUUUUGUUCUGCAAAGCCAUUUUUCCUACCUAUCUUAAACUAUUCAUUAAUGUGAUGUACCUGUAGCUAAUUGGUAACGAGAUUUCUUAAUUCUUCAGGAUUUCUCAGUUUUUGUUCCUGUCCUGUAAGAUCUAAAAUUUCACUGUAAGUUAACCAGUGCUUAUCCAUAUUCAUUCUUUUCCUGGUUGUAGCUUCCACUGGGGAUAUCCACAGUGGUGCUUUUCUUUCUAAUAAGUUUUUAUACGUUCCCCAUACUCUGAAUAGGUUUUUUCUGAUUACGUGAUUUGUAAAACUUUUAUAUAUUUCCGCUUUUCCACACCAUAGGUAGGCAUACACUCACUUGCACCGAUUCCAAAGCUGUGACAUAUGUGGGAACCUUGACUUUUUUUUGCAACCCAUGACUUGCUUCAACUGGUCCCUUGAAGGAUUUCCUAGAAAUCACCUGAUUUCCAUUUCAGCCAGGGAAGAAAGCAGCCGGCAGGGGGCAGCGGAGGAUCGCAAAAAGGGGAAAACGAGAAAAGACAACUAGGGACUGUGGAGAAAUGGGUGAGGGUGUCUUGUGGCAGAGAGAGAGUGUGAGGGCAGGAAUCCAUCCUGGAAACAAACACACCCCAGUGUUAAUGAAGGAUGAGUACUUUCUCAGCAAAAUCUGCCUCCAUUCUUCAAUUCCUGUGAGAAAUGUCAGUCAAGCAGCCUGAGAUGCAGUCACUUGAGAUUCCUUUGGUAGCUUGGUAUGCUAACGAAAUUUAGAUUAUUGUAACUCACCAAAGACUGUUUACUGCACCCUCAGCUAUUCUUCUUAUAAGUAAAAGUGAAAACAAACAUUUAAAAUAAAAAGGCCUUGUUCUGGGAACUGCCCUGGGACUUUCCCAGCUGACUCACAGGUUGCUGAGGGAGGCAGGAGGGGACAAAGUCUCCUGGGAAACAAUCCAGUUUGGAACGGAGAAACACACCAAGGACGUUUUUAUGCCAUCAUCUAUUUGCUAGACUCCAUAUUCUGUUUCCACACAAUACCAAGAAGGGGACAAACAUAAUGUCAGGAGAGAUGUCCCUGCAGGCCUGGUCUUGAGAGGUGGAGAAGCCUACAAGGAUCCAGUGUGGGGCUGUGGUUUGACUGGGAUAUGGGAGCCUGGGAGUCCUGGGUUCAAAUCCCCACACAGCCAUGAAGCUCCCUCAGGGACCUGGGGCCUGUCAGGGCCGUUAUGAGGAGAACAUGAAUGCCACCUGGAUAGAAAUAUUCAUUUCUGAAGGUACAGUCAGCUAGAGAGGAAGAUGCCUUUUGCCUGCCAGAAAGAGGACCCAGGAGUCCUGGCUCCUGCCGAGUCUCCUCCCAAAGGGGACCCAGGAGUCCUGGCCACUUGGCCUUGAGGAAGAGAGCUGUGGGGGCUCAGGGUUUUGUCCUUCAUGCUGAGGGAGACGGGUCUUUCCAAGGCUGGAGGGGGCCCAGGCCAGGCCAAGAGGGAUAAAUGCCAAAGGUCUCCCCAUCUGGGCGCUGAGGGACAUCGUGGGGAGAAAGAAAACGUCUUCCCCUGAGCGACAUUUCUGCCUGCCGAUCUCCCAGUCAGGCAACCUGAUCUGUGGCCUGCUGUGGCUUUCGGUUUCUGCCUUGCUUGGCUGCUCUCCCUUGCACCAAAGGUCUCCUCUGCAGGAAGGGAAGCGGGGAGGCUGAGGCAGCCCCACCCGGCCUGCUUGUUGGGCAUGGAAGCCAUUUUGUGGAGGGCUGGCAGUGAAGCAGAAAGGGAGGGGAAAUGGCUGCCUCCUUCCUGGAAGGGCUGCCUCAAGCAGCUGCUUUGUUAUUUGUUCAUCUUCAUGCCACCAUUUCCCUAACUUGAUUCAAGGGUGGUUUAAAGCCACAUAACAAAGCUAUCCAGCAGGAAAACAGAGCUACAGGCAAUGUCUAAAGUCCUGAAAACUUUUUAGAAAGUCUGUGAAGAAGGAAACAUUUUCCUCCUGGCCGUUAGUUGUUGUCGCCCACUGCACCUCCAUGAAGAAGGGAAAGGAGAGGGAGAAAAGCCUCCACAGAGGAGAGCAGGGGAGGAGAAGGCGCCUCAAGCCACCGAGGACUUUCUAAAACAAGACUAGCACUUUGAAUUGAACUCAGAACCAGACAAACAGGCAGAGGGUCUUUUGGCCCUGGUGAGGUCUAAAUGAGCUGCAGCAGUGAAAAUCCUGUCAGGUUUAUCUUGUAGCAGCUGAAGCUUCCCUACUGUAUUGGGAAAAACAACAUGUUACAAUAAUCCUGUCAGGAGGUGAGCAGAAUAUGGAUCCUUGUGGGCAGACUAUCCCUGUCCAGAAAAACUAGAUGGAGCAGGUGAAAAGUGAAGCAUAAGACGUCCCUGAGGUGACUGAGCCCAUCGAGUCCCAAAAGUGGGUCCUGGAGAGCCCCCCUCAAAACAGCCAGCCUCCUUCUUCACAGGGGCUUAUCUUGCAACCCUGAAUUGUCGCUGUGAAUAAUGGCCGAGAAGAGAACGGACUCUGAGAGAGUCGCUUUGACUGGGGAAACAAGAAGAAGAGCCUGGCUGGAUCCGGCCAAAGGUCCCUUGAGUCCAGCCUUUGGUCCUCACAAUCAUAGAAUCAUAGAGUUGGAAGAGACCCCAAGGGCCAUCGAGUCCAACCCCCGGCCAAGCAGGAAACACCAUCAGAGCACUCCUGACAUAUGGUUGUCAAGCCUCUGCUUAAAGACCUCCAAAGAAGGAGACUCCACCACACUCCUUGGCAGCAAAUUCCACUGUCGAACAGCUCUUACUGUCAGGAAGUUCUUCCUAAUGUUUAGGUGGAAACUUCUUUCUUGUAGUUUGGAUCCAUUGCUCCGUGUCCGCUUCUCUGGAGCAGCAGAAAACAACCUUUCUCCCUCCUCUAUGUGACAUCCUUUUAUAUAUUUGAACAUGGCUAUCAUAUCACCCCUUAACCUCCUCUUCUCCAGGCUAAACAUGCCCAGCUCCCUUAGCCGUUCCUCAUAAGGCAUCGUUUCCAGGCCUUUGACCAUUUUGGUUGCCCUCCUCUGGACACGUUCCAGUUUGUCAGUGUCCUUCUUGAACUGUGGUGCCCAGAACUGGACACAGUACUCCAGGUGAGGUCUGACCAGAGCAGAAUACAGUGGCACUAUUACUUCCCUUGAUCUAGAUGCUAUACUCCUAUUGAUGCAGCCCAGAAUUGCAUUGGCUUUUUUAGCUGCCGCGUCACACUGUUGGCUCAUGUCAAGUUUGUGGUCAACCAAGACUCCUAGAUCCUUUUCACAUGUACUGCUCUCAAGCCAGGUGUCACACAUCUUGUAUUUGUGCCUCUCAUUUUUUUUGCCCAAGUGCAAUACUUUACAUUUCUCCCUGUUAAAAUUCAUCUUGUUUGUUUUGGCCCAGUUCUCUAAUCUGUCAAGGUCGUUUUGAAGUGUGAUCCUGUCCUCUGGGGUGUUAGCCACCCCUCCCAGUUUGGUGUCAUCUGCAAAUUUGAUCAGGAUGCCCUUGAGUCCAUCAUCCAAGUCGUUGAUAAAAUGUUGAAUAAGACCGGGCCCAAGACAGAACCCUGUGGCACCCCACUAGUCACUCUUCUCCAGGAUGAAGAGGAACCAUUGAUGAGCACCCUUUGGGUUCAGUCAGUCAGCCAGUUACAAAUCCACUGAGUGGUAGCAUAGUCAAGACCGCAUUUUACCAGCUUCUUUACAAGAAUAUCAUGGGGCACCUUGUCAAAUGCCUUGCUGAAAUCAAGGUAGGCUACAUCCACUGCGUUCCCUUCAUCUACCAGGCUUGUAAUUCUGUCAAAAACGAGAUCAGGUUAGUCUGACAUGACUUAUUUUUCAGAAAUCCAUGCUGACUAUUGGUGAUCACAGCAUUCCUUUCUAGGUGCUCACAGACUGUUUGCUUAAUGAUCUGCUCCAGAAUCUUCCCUGGUAUUGAUGUCCGACUGACUGGGCGGUAAUUAUUUGGGUCCUCUCUUUUCCCUUUUUGAAAAUAGGGACAACAUUUGCCCUCCUCCAGUCUGCCGGGACUUCGCCUGUUCUCCAGGAAUUCUCAAAGAUGACUGCCAGUGGUUCUGAGAUCACAUCUGCCAGUUCUUUUAAUACAGUGGUGCCUCGCAAGACGAAAUUAAUUCGUUCCGCGAGUUUUUUCGUCUAGCGAAUUUUUCGUCUUGCGAAGCACGGUUUCCCAUAGGAAUGCAUUGAAAUUCAAUUAAUGCGUUCCUAUGGUCAAAAAGUCCAAACAAAGCCAAAUUUGGUACAACAAGAGUUUAUUAACUGCUCUUUAAAGUCACACAUACUUUAAAGAGCAUAUCAAAAAUUGAAGGAACAAUAAAUUAAGUUUCUAAACAUGACAGGAAAAACAUUUAAAAAUCAAAAAGGGUACAUUACAUUUUCUAAGACUCUGGGGACCACUCGAAUAAGGUUCCUCUUCCACUCUUUGCUUCUUGCUGAGGAACCUGUCCAUGGUCUGCUGCUUCAUCCGCCUUUUCAGCAGCUCCCUGAGAGGCAACAUGACCGUUGUAUCAAAAGUGUUCGCUUGGUCAUGUGCCACGUGCUUGAUAGGGUGGUGCCGCUCUGCAAAGCCUGCACCUCCUUCCACUUCUGGCAAAUGUCCCUCAGUUCUUUGGAGGACGGCCGUCCUCAGUUGCUUCCUCCUCUUCCAGCGAGGCCUGCUCCUGCGCAACCUCUGACUGCAGUUCAACCAGCUCCUGGGUGGUCAGCUCGUGGUCGUGCUCCUCCACCAGCUCGCAGACAUCCUCCUCUGUGACCUCCAGGCCCAUGGUCCUCCCCAAGGCAACAAUGUCCUGCACCACUGUUGACUCUGGUGCAUCAGAGUCACUUGGUGCCACACAGUCCGGCCACAGGCUGCGCCAAGCGCAAUUCAAAUUUCUCUGGCUGAUCCCGUUCCAGGCCGUGGUGAUCAUCUUCAAGCAGGUGACGAUGUCGAAGUGGUCCUUCCAGAAUUCCCGCAGGGUGAUGGUGGUGCAAUCAGUCACCUCGAAGCAUCGCCUGAAAAGCUCCUUGGUGUAGAGUUUUGUUAUGUACUGAGUUGAAUAGGAUCCAAACUGCAGCAGUCUGAUUGGUCCUAGAACAAUAGGAUCCAAAAGGCAGCAGUCUGAUUGGGACUAGAACAAUGCAGCAGUAUGAUUGGUUGGCAGGAACCACCCAAUCCUGCUCCAGAUAGAAGUGAAUCCACAACCUGAUUGGCUUACAGUAGAAUUCCAGAAUUAACCAAUCAUGUGCAGCCCAUUGUGUAAAUAAUGUAUAUAAAGCAGAUACUGUGAGGGGACAUUCAUUCAUUCCUCCUCACCACUAUGAGCUGAAUAAAGAGCAUGAAAUCACUUUGCGACUCUGAGUAUAUUGCACUGGCGACGAAGGUGGGAUCCCGCUGAGCUGACUGCCACACACAGCACCGCAGCACCGCCACCUGCCGCACCGCUGCCUCGCACCGUGUAUCCAGGCUUCAGCUCCGGGACACAAGGAACUCAGAAUGGCAGCCAACAGCAGCUUCUCGCCAUUCAACCCAGCAUCUGGAGACUGGGAAGCGUACGCCUCCCGUUUCACCUUCCUCCUAGAAGCCAAAGGGGUCACUGACGAAGAAGACGCCAAGAAGAGGGCGAUAUUCUUCAGCGUCUGCGGAGAGGAGACGUUUGAAAUCGCCCGGGCUCUCCUUGCGCCUGAAGACGUCGCUACUGUUCCAUACAAAACAAUAAUGGAACAGCUGAAGGGGCACUUUCGCCGCAGCCCUCAGUGGUGGCUCGUCGAAAUGCCUUCUACGCAAAGCGGCAAGCCCCUGGGGAAACCAUAACUGGGUUUGUGACCUCCCUCCGCCAAGCCGCCCGGUUCUGCAACUUCUCAGAGCUGGAGAACAUGCUUCGUGACCGCCUCGUCGGUGGCCUGAAGGAUGAGAAGCUGCAACGACGCCUCUACGCUAAGAAGGACCUAACGUUCCAGGUCGCUCUGGAGGAGGCCCUGGCAACAGAAGCUGCCGAGAGGUCGACCCAAGAGGCACGGCCGAGCCUGCCAUCCCAACCGAGGGUCCACCACGAAGACCUCACCGACGACUCAAGAUCCGACAGGGAGGAGGUGCACCGAGUACAGCAGCGCACUCAAGCAGCGCACAGACCACAGCUGCCUCGACGAGAAGGAGGGAACUGCGCAAGCUGCGGGGAGAGUCACGAGAGGAGGACCUGCCGUUUCCGCAACGCAGAGUGCAGGCAGUGCAGAAAAUCGGGACACAUCGCCCGGGUGUGUCGGGCUCGGCCCACCCGACACCAGGCAUCAGAUGACCAAUCCAAGAGCCCCAGGUCCCGGGGCCCAACGCACCAAGGCAACUCGACGGAGCUCACGGACUUCCAGGUAUACCAGUUGCCCCACCCCAACGUAGAGAAAAUUUAUGUAGAGGUACAGAUAGAGGGGGCCCCUUGCCGCAUGGAGCUUGACACGGGUUCAACUCUAUCCAUAAUCUCGGCAAGGACCUUAAGGAAACUGUGUCCUACUGGGGGUCCCAAACUCAGGCCGGCCCCAUUCACCCUCCGGGACUUCCAGAAACGUAAGGUCCCCACAAUGGGGGUGGGGACCUUCAGGGUGCAAUACCGAGGGCGGACGCGGCAACUGGACUUGCUUGUGGUCAAGGGCCCCUACAUUAGCUUACUGGGAUUGGCAUGGUUUGGACCACUGGGGCUAGCUGUCACCGGGGUGAACCACACUAGCUUACAAGUGGACGUGGACGCCAUAUGCAAGGAAUUUCCAGGGGUUUUCGAUGGGAAAUUGGGACAGUAUACGGGCCCCCCCAUUGCGCUACAGCUUGACCCCGCAGUACGACCGGUCAGGCUCAAGGCCCGCCGGGUCCCGUUCGCCUUGAAACCCCGUAUAGACGAGGAAUUGGACCGACUCGUGGAGCAAGGAGUGCUGGAGCCGGUGCCUAAUGCCCCCUGGGAAACCCCAAUCGUCACACCCGUCAAGCCUAAUGGUUCGGUCCGCAUCUGCGCAGACUACAAAUGUACCAUAAACAAGGCCCUCACGGCCCACGCAUACCCAGUGCCAGUGGUCAGCCAUGUCCUUGCCACCCUGGCUGGGUCGAAAAUUUUUGGCAAGCUGGACUUGGCCCAAGCAUAUCAACAGCUGCCAGUAGAUGAGGCCACAGCAGAGGCACAGACGAUUGUGACGCACAGAGGAGCGUUCAGGGUAAAGCGGCUGCAAUUCGGUGUCAGCGUGGCACCAGGCAUAUUCCAGAAUCUAAUGGACUCUCUCCUUAAAGGGAUUCCUGGCGUCACCCCUUCUUCGAUGAUGUGUUGAUUGCCGGGCCCACACCAGAGGAGUUUGAGGACCGCCUCCGCACCGUUCUGCACCGUUUCCAGACGGCGGGUCUCAAGGUGAAGCGGGAAAAAUGUCUACUAGGAGUGCCUCAGGUGGACUUUCUGGGAUUUAUGGUGGACGCAGAAGGGGUCCACCCGACUGGGGACAAGGUACGGGCCAUUUGUGAUGCCCCAGCACCCAAGAGCAAGACUGAACUUCAGGCCUUCUUGGGACUAUUGAACUUUUACCAUUCCUUCCUUCCCCACAAGGCGGCGGUAGCGGAGCCCCUACACAGACUCCUGGACAAGCGGGCCCCUUGGGUGUGGGGCCAGCGCCAGGAGGCCGCAUUCCAGGCAGUCAAGGACUUGCUUGUCUCAAACUCGGUCUUGGCACACUUCGACGAGAGGCUGCCGGUGGUGCUAGCAUGCGACGCCUCACCCUAUGGCAUUGGAGCUGUCCUGGGGCACCAACUCCCGGAUGGAAGAGAGGUACCGGUGGCGUACUUUUCCCAGACACUCAACACAACCGAGCGGAACUACUCGCAAAUCGACAAGGAGGGUCUGGCAAUCGUAAAGGGAGUAAAAAAAUUCCAUGAUUUCUUGUACGGGCGGCCCUUCACCGUGGUGACUGACCACAAGCCGUUGCUUGGCUUGUUUGCCCCCGAAAAGCAGACCCCCCAAGUGCUGUCUCCUCGCGUCCUCAGGUGGUCAAUUUUCCUUGCCAGCUACCAGUAUGCACUGAUUCACCGACCUGGGAAGGCGAUGGGCCAUGCGGACGCCCUCAGCAGGCUACCACUACCGGAAACAGGCCCUGACCCAGCACCUGCACAAGAGGUUAUGAGCCUGGAGCUGCUUCCCGACCGCCCCAUUCAGGCACAAGAAGUUGCACACCAUUCCAAGAAAGAUAGGGUCAUCUCCCGGGUCCUGGACUGGGUGUGGAGGGGAUGGCCCAGCAGCAGCCCCGGGCCAGAAUUCGCCGGCUACACAACCCGCAAACAUGAACUGUCAGCCCACAAGGGGUGCCUGUUAUGGGGAAGCAGAGUCGUUGUUCCCCAGCCCCUCCACAAAAGGGUCCUCACAGCCCUACACGAGACACAUCCAGGGGUAGUAAGAAUGAAGGCCCUUGCCAGGAGUUAUGUGUGGUGGCCGGGGAUCGAUGGAGAGAUAGAGGCCUGGGUCAAACACUGCCAGGCCUGCCAAGAAUCCCGCCCAGAUCCCAAGGGCCCCAGUCCAGUCCUGGGAGUCCGCCCGAGCACCAUGGUCACGCCUGCAUGUGGAUUUCGCUGGCCCCUUUCAGGGGAAAACAUUCUUCAUAGUGGUGGACUCCUACACCAAAUGGCUGGAAGUCGCACUGGUACCGUCCACUUCCACGUCCGCAGCCAUCCGGGUACUACGCAGGCUGUUUGCAACCCACGGGCUCCCUGACACUCUCGUCUCAGACAACGGGACUGCAUUUACGUCAGGAGAAUUCCAAACCUUCACAGCGCAGAACGCCAUCCGCCACAUCCGUUCGGCACCGUUCCACCCUGCCACCAAUGGCCAAGCAGAACGCAUGGUGCGGACCACCAAGGACACCCUUCGCCGCAUGACGCAAGGGGACUGGGAGUACCGCCUUGCCACAUUCCUUCUAGCACAGCACAGCACCCCCAGCUCAACGACUGGCCGGAGCCCCGCUGAACUACUAAUGGGUCGGCGCCUUGCAAUCAGAUUGGACCGCCUUCACCCCGAUAGAGCUCAGGAUGAGGUAGUGGUGGGGAAGGCAGGAACCCCGGACCUUCGAGGCCCAGGACCCAGUGUACGCAAAGAAUUUUGGGGCAGGCCCAGCAUGGGUACCCGCCACAGUCACCAGGGUCACUGGCCCCGUGUCGUACGAGGUGCUAACGGAUGGGGGCAAUGCUGGCGCCGCCACUGCGACCAGAUACGGCGACGAUUCCCGGGAGAAAACCAGGAGGAGGACAGGUCAGAGGAGUCCCAAGGGAACAGCGGGGCAGUGAGGCCCAUAGAGCAGGAAGGGCCAGCAGGAGAGGCAGAAUCAGUAAAUGCAGAGAGGACCCGUGAGGCCGAAAGGACACCGGAACCAGAACCACGACUGAGCGAGCCGGUUGCACCAGAUCAAACAGCCCCAUCACAGCCAGCAUCCUUGGUACACGAGCCAGAACCUGGAGCCCGGACCAGGGAACACCCCAGGCCACAACGCACACGUAGGCUGCCGGCAUACCUUGAGGACUAUGAAUGCGACCUCCCGGGCAGGACUGGAACUUAGAGGGAGGGGUGUUAUGUACUGAGUUGAAUAGGAUCCAAACUGCAGCAGUCUGAUUGGUCCUAGAACAAUAGGAUCCAAAAGGCAGCAGUCUGAUUGGGACUAGAACAAUGCAGCAGUAUGAUUGGUUGGCAGGAACCACCCAAUCCUGCUCCAGAUAGAAGUGAAUCCACAACCUGAUUGGCUUACAGUAGAAUUCCAGAAUUAACCAAUCAUGUGCAGCCCAUUGUGUAAAUAAUGUAUAUAAAGCAGAUACUGUGAGGGGACAUUCAUUCAUUCCUCCUCACCACUAUGAGCUGAAUAAAGAGCAUGAAAUCACUUUGCGACUCUGAGUAUAUUGCAAGUUUCUUGAAAUUGGCGAUGACCUGCUGAUCCAUCGGCUGGAGCAGUGGCGUGGUGUUAGGCGGCAGGAACAUGAUGUUGAUGAAGCUGAACUCCUCCAACAAGUCCACCUCAAGGCCUUUAGGAUGAGCAGGAGCAUUGUCCAUCAGAAGCAAAGCCUUCAGCGGCAGGUCAUUGUCCAGCAGGUACUAUUUGACAGCAGGGCCAAAAGCAAGAUUGACCCAGUCCACAAACAGCACACGUGUGACCCAAGCCUUGCUGUUGGAUCGCCACAUGACACUCAGCCGCUCCUUGUCGACCUUGUGUUUCUUGAAGGCCCGUGGGUUCUCCGAGUGGUACACCAGCAGGGGCUUGAUCUUCAGGUUGCCGCUUGCGUUGGCACAGAAGAGCAGGGUCAGACGGUCCUUCAUGGGCUUGUGGCCAGGCAACUUGGCCUCCUCCUGUGUGAGGAAAGUCCUUUUGGGCAUCCUCUUCCAAAACAGCCCGGUCUCGUCGCAGUUGAAGACCUGCUGUGGAACGUAGCCCUCCGUCUUCACAACCUCCAGGAACUCCAAGGCAAAGUCUUCAGCCGCAGGAACAUCAGAACUGGCAGCCUCUCCAUGCCUGACCACGCUGUGGAUUCCAGAUCUUGCCUUGAACCGGUCAAACCAGCCUCUGCUUGCCUUGAAGACUUCUGGCUCGGCCGAGUUCCUGGCUGUUCCCGGAUGAGGUCUGCGUGCAAGGCCUUGGCCUUCUCACAAAUGACGGCCUCAGUCACUGUGUCCCCUGCACGCUGCUUCUCUUCUAACCAGAUGAGCAGCAACUUCUCGACCUCCUCCAGAACAGCUGGGCGGUUCUUCACGAUCCUGGUGACUCCCUUGGCUGCAUCAGUCGCAAGGAUCUUCUCCCUCAUCUUCAGGAUGGUCCCGAUGGUCGAUGGGUUCCUGCCGUACUCCCUGGCGAGGUCCGUCACACGCAUUCCACCGUCGUGCUUCCGGAUGAUCUCCUUCUUCAUCUCCAGCGUCACCUUCUCCUUCUUCCUCUCGCCGGCCUCCGCAGCAGCAGCAGUCUUAUUGGGUCCCAUGGCAGCACAGCUGUUACCUUUGUAAACUCAGAAAAAGAAAAAAAAAAUCAGCAAUUCAAACCCAGAACCAAGUCCUUGAAUUCCAAACACCCAACCCAAAAUCCAAAAACCCAAAAAAGUUUUAAAAGUUUAACUUACGAAAUGGCUGCAAAUCACCAAAGUCUUCAAAAUCCUCAAAUGGCUGCAAAAGAAGUUUUGGGAUAGCUUUAAAAAUCACUAAAGUCUUCAAAAACCUCAACUGUUCCCCCAGCCCCGCCCCAACUGUUGCCAACCCCGCCCCAACUGUUGCAAACCCCACCCCAACUGUUGCAAACCCCUCCUCAACUGUUCCCCCAGCCACCCAGCACACAGAAAUUCAAAACCCAGAAAGUUUUUCAAAAAAAAACAACAUGGCCCAAUGGUCACAGAAAACCAUAAAAAUUCCAAAAAAAACCCCCACACAAGCUCCCAGAUUCCUGCAAACCCCUCCCCAGCUGUUCCCCCAGCCACCCAGCACACAGAAAUUCAAAACCCAGAAAAUUUUUCAAAAAACAACAACAUGGCCCAAUGGUCACAGAAAAUCAUAAAAAUGCAGAAAAAACCCACACAAGCUCCCAGAUUCCUGCAAACCCCUCCCCAGCUGUUCCCCCAUCCACCCAGCACACAGAAAUUCAAAACCCAGAAUUUUUUUUCAAAAAACAACAACAUGGCCCAAUGGUCACAGAAAACCAUAAAAAUUCAAAAAAAAAAAAACCCACACAAGCUCCCAGAUUCCUGCAAACCCCUCCCCAGCUGUUCCCCCAGCCACCCAGCACACAGAACUUCAAAACCCAGAAAAUUUUUCAAAAAACAACAACAUGGCCCAAUGGUCACAGAAAAUCAUAAAAAUGCAGGAAAAAACCACACAAGCUCCCAGAUUCCUGCAAACCCCUCCCCAGCUGUUCCCCCAUCCACCCAGCACACAGAAAUUCAAAACCCAGAAUUUUUUUUCAAAAAACAACAACAUGGCCCAAUGGUCACAGAAAAUCAUAAAAAUGCAGAAAAAAACCACACAAGCUCCCAGAUUCUUGCAAACCCCUCCCCAGCUGUUCCCCCAUCCACCCAGCACACAGAAAUUCAAAAAUUCAAAACCCAGAUUUUUUUUUAAAAAAAAUAAACAUGGCCCAAUGGUCACAGAAAAUCAUAAAAAUGCAGAAAAAAACACACAAGCUCCCAGAUUCUUGCAAACCCCUCCCCAGCUGUUCCCCCAUCCACCCAGCACACAGAAAUUCAAAAAUUCAAACCCAGAUUUUUUUUUUUUUAAAAUAAACAUGGCCCAAUGGUCACAGAAAAUCAUAAAAAUGCAGAAAAAAACCACACAAGCUCCCAGAUUCUUGCAAACCCCUCCCCAACACCAAGUCCUUGAAUUCUAAACACCCCAACCCAAAAUCCAAAAACCCCAAAAAGUUUUAAAAGUUUAACUUACCAAACAGCUGCAAAAGAAGUUUUGGAAAAGCUUCAAAAUCCAGCAAACUCUUUAAAAAGCUCAGAAAGGCCACCACACCGCGUGCAAUGUGUUGCUCCUCGAGGUCAAGUCGCAACUGCACCUCUUCCAGCAAUGCACCCUGGGUUUUAACGGUUUUACGAAAAAGGAAACAAACUUGCAAGACCUUUUCGUCUUGCGAAGCAAGCCCAUAGGGAAAUUCGUCUUGCGAAGCAACUCGAAAACGAAAAACCUUUCGUCUUGCGAGUUUUUCGUCUUGCGAGGCGUUCGUCUUGCAGGGCACCACUGUACUCUUGGAUGCAGUUCAUCUGGCCCUGGAGACUUGAAUACAUCUAAACUAGCCAAGUAUUCUUGUACUAUCUCCUUAGUUAUUCUGGGCUGUGUUUCCUCUGCUGAAUCAUUUGCUCCAAAUUCUUCAGGUCGGGCAUUGUUUUCUUUAUCGGAGAAGACUGAGGCAAAGAAGGCAUUGAGGAGUUCAGCCCUUUCUGUGUCCCCUGUUUGCAUUUCACCAUCUUCUCCUCUGAGUGACCCCACUGUUUCUUUGUUCUUCCUUUUGCUACGAACAUACCCAUAAAAGCCUUUUUUGUUGCUUUUAACCUCUCUAGCAAGCCUGAGUUCAUUCUGUGCUUUAGCUUUUCUGACUUUGUGUCUACACGUGCUGGCUAUUUCUUUGAAUUCCUCUUUGGUGGUUUCCCCCCUUUUCCAUUUUUUGUACAUAUCCUUUUUUAAUCUUAACUCAGUUAAAAGUUCUUUAGAUAGCCACCCUGGCUUCUUUAGGCACCUUCCAUGUUUCCGUCUCAUUGGUAUUGCCUGAAGUUGUGCUUUACUAUCUCCCUCUUAACAAACUCCCAGCCAUCAUGAACUCCCUUUCCUUUUAGUAUUACUGUCCAUGGGAUCUCACCCAGCACUUCCCUAAGUUUUAUGAAGUCGGCUUUCUUAAAGUCAAGAAAUUGAGUCCUAGUAUGUUUGGCUGCUCCUUUCCGCUGUAUAGUAAACUUCAGAAGAGCAUGAUCACUCGCGCCUAAUGAUCCUUCCACUUCUACCCCACUAACCAGGUCAUCAACAUUGGUUAGGACCAGAUCUAAAAUGGCUGUUCCUCUUGUUGCUUCUCCCACUUUCUGGACAAUGAAGUUGUCUGCAAGGCCAGUGAGGAAUCUGUUUGACCUUAUGCUCUUGGCUGAGUUUGACAUCCAACAAAUAUCCGGGUAAUUGAAGUCCCCCAUUACUACUAUCUCCCUUCCUUUUGCAUGCUUGGCCAUCUGUUCCAGGAAGGCAUCAUCUAUGUCCUCCGUUUGGCUUGGGGAUCUAUAGUAAACUCCCACAAUGAGGUCACUGUUAUUCUUCUCUCCCUUAAUUUUGACCCAAAUGCUCUCACUUUGGCUUUGAGGUUCUAAAUCUUGGAUCUCUUCACAGGUAUACACAUACCUGACAUAUAACGCCACUCCUCCACCUUUCUUGUCUGGUCUGUUUCUCUGAAAUACAUUGUAUCCCUCCAUUAUUACAUUCCAAUUGUGGGACUUAUCCCACCAGGUUUCAGUGAUGCCUAUUAUGUCAUAUUUAGUUUGCUGUAGCAAGAGCUCAAGCUCAUCUUGUUUAUUUCCCAUGCUUUGCGCAUUAGUGCUUUGCGCAAUGGCCGACUAGAUGAUGCCUCUCCUGGGAAUCCCAAAAACAGGCCCUGAGCGCCAGAGCCACACUCUGCUCUCCUCCUGGGGCUUCCAGAAACGGGGAUCCAGAAGCAUAGCCCUCUCCUCCUCCAUGAAUUAGACUCAACCUCUUUUAAAGCCAUCCAAGAGAUAUUCUGCAGCAACAGAACAAAAUGUGAACUAUUUGACACGUUUGUCAAUGUUUAGGACGGGGUAAAUGGCAUCUCCCUGAGCAGCAUUUGCGCCUUGUUUGGGGAGGGAGGUUCAGUUUGUUGACCCUCAACCAGCCCAUCGCGGACUCUAGAUGCUGGUCCAUCUGUCCCUCAGUCUCCCCCUUCUGCAAAUGAUUAUGGGGGUUAUUUUCUUCAUAUAUGUUUGAAUAUACUGUCACACAGCACCCAGACUCCGAGAGGGGUAAGAUUUCAGGGAAUCCAGGCAUUUACACUGAGAGUUGGGUUUCCUUAGAAGGAGGGAUGGAAAAGAUGGUGGUGUCUUUAGGGUGUGGGGUUUAUUUGCACUUAUAGACCACCUGAGCCUUCGAUGGAGGGGCUCACAGCAUUCACCCCGCAGGAGAUCUUGCUUCUCCCAGAGUCACCGCUUUGGCAUCCAACAGAAAUCAAGCCUGGCACUGAAACAGCUUCUCCACCUGCAGCCUCUUUUCAGCUCACACACAACAGUGAAACUUUUUGACUUUCUAACUACAGUGAUACCUUGGUUUACAACCGUAAUCUGUUCCGGAGGUCCGUUUGUAAACCAAAACAAGUUGUAACCCAAGGUGCGCUUUCGCCAAUGGGGCCUCCAAAAAAUUUUGGUGUGUAAUCCCAAAAAAUGGGUUGUAAUCCAAAAAAAGUUUGCAAACCGGGACACACACUUCCGGGGUUGACGUGUUUGUAAUCCAAAACGUAUGCAAACAAAGGUACCACUGUACCGGGCAGUUUGGGGGUGAGAGCAACUUCUUUUGUUAAACUAGUGAGGGUGCUUAGGUGAAAACUACGGCCAUCAUCUCACUGAGAUAGUUCAACAAUGGAUCCCUCCAUUAGAUUUCUACCUUGGCUGGAUCCAGGACCCCAGGAAUCAGAAAGAACUCAGGCAUCCUGCAGACUAACCCCGCCCCCAAACUCACAAUAAUACCUUGGCAUCAGACAAGGGGAAAUAGGGAUGACAGAGAUCAUGCAGCUUGGGAAAAAGAGACCCCCCCCCCAAUUCUUUACCUUCCGACUUCACAGCCCCCCCCCCCCCAUUAAAUGAAAGCUUCCUUGUACCUGGGCAAGGAGCGGCCACUACUUGUCUCUUUCCUGAUUUCUUGGAAAAGGCAGCAGCUUCUGCUGUGUCCCAUGCUUAGCUCAGGUUUCAAACGUUCAGGCUUCUGGAAGUGGGAUGUGGGCCAAGCACUCUCUGGGCCAAGCACCCAGCCUUGGCUCAGGGCCUUCCAGAAGAGGCUUGGCAGCCGCUGGGUCUUGCUGGCUGUGCAGGGGGCCUCCCUGACCCCAACACCCAGGGCCUGCAGACUUAAGAGGGUCCCAGGCAGGGGGAGAGAAACUCAUGGUGGGGCCAGUAGGACGAGAGAAGGAAGUAGAGAUAUGUGGGGAUAUAAAAUGCCCCAUUAAAAAGCACAUGGAGAAAGGAAAUUGUGGCAAGCUGGUGGGCUCUGGCCUGUUUGUCAGUCUCCCAGCACCUGCUGUGCUUCUUUAUGUGGUCAUUUCUUUCUCUCUCUCUUGCGUGAGAUUUGGUCUGAAUGGUCUACCCUGAGGUUCAGCCCUAGUUGCAACACUGAGCAUUUCUUUACAAGGCACACAGUUAACCGCUGGAACCCCCUGCCACUAGAUAGAGGGACUCAGGAGAAGAGCCGGGCUGCUGGAUCACCCCAAAGGGGCCCAUCAAGUCCAGCAUGGCGGUCUCCCAGUGGCCACCCAGAUGUCCCAGUAAGGAAGCAUGCAAGGAGGACACAAGGGACACCCAUUGAGUGGGACGCUAAUGCAUUUACUGUCUCUGACAGUGGAGGAAGAAGGGAGCCAUAUUUGAAGCCAUGCAAGGGCUUCUUAAGAAUAGGACCCAGGAGGCUGCCUUGCACUGACUUGGGCCACGAGUCCAUCUCCCUGGGGAUCUCACAGCCCCUCUCACCAGUUUCUGAGAGGGGGACAUUCCCAGACCCCCCCUGGAGAUGCGGGGAUUGAACCUGGGGUCCUCCCCUGGCAACCCCCCUCCGCCCUCCCUGCAGGGCAGGACAGGAAGAGCUGCCGGGGGAAAGAGGGAAAGAGGGAGGAAGGGAGGGAGGCGGCGACUCCCAGCGAGGAGCUGCAAUCACUUUCUCUUUCCCUCGCCAGCCUCGCUCCCAAACUUGCGCCUCGAGUUCUGCCUGGCGACCGGUGCCGCAAUCAGCGCGCCGAUUUCUGA